UAGAAUAGAAGUCUCUAUUCUAUUUCUAUGAUCCAGUGCUCUUGGUCGUAUAACGUUAAGGCAUUGUACGAUGGGUAACUGGUCGCAUACCAACUUUGUAGUAGCUUCCUGUCUGUGCUCGCUUCCGUUGUUUACGAGUAUGAUGAGAUGAUUGAAGUAAAGGCAAAUCUGCUGAGGGGGUCUACCUUUCUCGCCGGUGAGACGAUUGAGUAUAGCCUCAUUUUCACUUAUCCUAACAACACAAAUGUGGAGUCGAGGUCUAGCAGAGAUGCUGUGGAGGUUUUGGCAUGGGCCAGUGCUCAGAUCCACUGCCAGUGCACUGUAAGUGAAGCACGCGUACGGCUGCCAAAAUCCCCUCUCCCCACGCAGGCCGAAGUAGUUACGGCUACAAAUGGCAGUACAUCGUUUCUGCCAAACAGAGGUGAGAAAGGUGAAAGGGGUAUGUGCGUCUUUUCAUCCGUUCCAAAGAUUUUGUUCUGUGACCUUCAACUCAGUCCAGGGGAGUCAAAAAAAUACAUCUACAGAGAGACACUUCCAAUGGAUGCUCCACCUUCGUACAAGGGCCAGGCUGUGAAGUACUCGUACAAGAUCACGAUCGGAACUCAGAGGGUCAACUCCCCGAUCAAACUGCUGCGAGUACCGCUGCGCGUUCUGGUCGUAAAUGGUAUUUUAGAGAUGAAAAAGCAGAGUGAAGAGCAGGAGCCAGUCACCCCCAGCAAUCCUUUCCUGCAGGAGGAGGAGGAGCGACCUGUACUGGAAAAGUCUAUGCAGAUUCUCCAGUGUGCUACAUCGCGGAGAGGUCCUAACUACUACAACAUUACCAAUGCCAGGGGAAAAGUGUGCAAGUUUUGCCUGUUCAGAUCUAGCUACCGAUUAGGAGAGGAUAUUGUUGGGACAUUCGAUUUCACAGUGGCAACAAUACCAUGUGUACAGUUUUCCGUGACGCUGCAGAGCGAGGAGGUGGUAUCGGACGAGUACUGCUGUAAGGCUGGGCAGGGCUGCACCACCAUCUCCUACACUAAGCACCAUGAUUUCUGCCUGCACACGAACAAGACGUACAUGGCACUGCCGAUCCCUCUGCAGAUCACACCGGGAUUCGUCACAGACAUAGUGGCCUUGAAGUGGAAACUGCACUUUGAGUUUGUGACUGCAACGCAGCCGCUGGAGACGCACCCGAUACCAGCUGACCAAUCGGAGAGCAGCACGUGGCGAGGCCCAAUAGACAUGCAGGUCGAGACAAUGGUCUGGGACAUGCCCAUUAACAUCUACGCGACAAAUCCUCUGCAGGCCUCCUGUUCAGCCACAGCAGGUACCACGGCCAACUUUGUCGUGUUUUGACAACUUUGUCGUGUUUUGACGAGGCGCUCGACCUGUUUUGCUCACGUACCCAGGUUUUAGAAGUCAAUGUGUUUGUAAUUGCCUGUAGUCUAAGAUGCCGAGAGGAACGUGAUAGUGUGGAAUAAAGAAUUGUGGACACGCAGAGUAUUUUCCCGUCGAGCUGAAAGAGGCAGAACGAGGCUCACACAGAACAUGUGCGCACAGACUAAUUGUGUUGCACAGUGGCGCACCCUGAUGGCCAUAUAUUUUGAAUCCAGAAUACGGCUAGAACAUCAGCAUUGUUAUUCACACUCACUAGGAAUCUCUAGCUGCUUUUUCCAGUAAGUCUCCAGCAGUUACCUCGAAAAGUGAGAAGCCUAGAUUUUAAAGAGGCAUCACAUUUUUGUUAAUGUUACAACUGAAUACAUGAAGGUACAAGUUAUUGUGGCAGAUACUGUUAUUAAUACAGUAGUCAGGUGUAUGGGCAGAGUGAACUGUGUAAUUUAAGUAGAUAUAUCUAACCAUAGUCAGAGCUUGACAGCCUUGAGAGCUUUGAGAGUAUUGAGAGCUUUGAGAGCUUUGAGAGUAUUGACAGCCUUGUGUGUUUUGCAGUCGAUGGGACCAAAUUGUUGUGAAAGGAAGCAGUCGCAUGCAUGUAUAUAAUCUCCGGUUCUAUUCGGACAUUAUUAUUUGACAGAAUCAAUGAGCAUUGCUUUUUGUAAUUGGUAAUAAUAACGUCAGUAAAGGGCAAAAAUAUUGUGUAUGAAA
Priapulus caudatus is the source of this 2085-nucleotide messenger RNA. RefSeq names its product RAB6A-GEF complex partner protein 2-like. Gene Ontology annotation, biological process: retrograde transport, endosome to Golgi. The coding region runs from base 148 to 1338 and encodes 396 amino acids. Lineage: Eukaryota; Metazoa; Priapulida; Priapulimorpha; Priapulimorphida; Priapulidae. The record is from RefSeq and is a predicted model, not a curated record. The transcript is spliced from 9 exons. Gene Ontology annotation, cellular component: Ric1-Rgp1 guanyl-nucleotide exchange factor complex; Golgi membrane.